Messenger RNA from Ipomoea triloba (trilobed morning glory), 1756 nucleotides. Its product is annotated as UDP-glycosyltransferase 73C1-like. The transcript has a single exon. Bases 65 to 1594 code for a protein of 509 amino acids. The record is from RefSeq and is a predicted model, not a curated record. NCBI's taxonomy places the organism in Eukaryota, Viridiplantae, Streptophyta, Magnoliopsida, Solanales, Convolvulaceae. Gene Ontology annotation, molecular function: UDP-glycosyltransferase activity.
UAGUGCUUGUGUUUGUAUGCAAUAUUGCUUUGAAUUAUAACAUCAAUAUAUUCGACCGGCGGCCAUGGCGAUAGCGGCGAACCAAUCGCGUCGGCAGCUGCAUUUUAUUGUGUUUCCCGUCAUGGCGCCGGGCCAUAUGCUCCCCAUGAUAGAUGUUGCGAGGAUGCUAGCACGCUGUGACGGCGUCAUGGUUACCAUCAUCACCACUCCCGUCAACGCCAACCGCUUCCGCUCCAUGCUCGAUCGCGACAGGGAAUGCGGGUUUAACAUCGGAGCGCUGGAGCUCCGGUUUCCGUGCAAAGAAGUAGGGUUGCCGGAAGGCUGCGAGAACGCGGAUUUGGUCCCCAAAGGGAAAAACCUCGAGAUGAACUUCCUCGCCGCCGUCGGCAUGCUGCGGCCGCAUGUGGAGGCGGCGAUGAAGCGAUGCGAGCCGCCGGCGAGCUGUAUCGUCUCCGAUAUGCUGCUGAUUUGGACCGCGGAGAUCGCGGAGGGGCUUAAUAUCCCGAGGAUUGUGUUUAACGGCUCCUGUUGUUUCUCCUACUGGUGCUCGAACAAAAUAACGGAUUCCGAGAUUCUCGGGGGAGUGAAAUCCGACACGGAGAUGUUCACCGUCCCCGACUUACCCCAUAAGAUACAAGUUUGCAAAGCACAGGUCAAAGGUGUCACGUUUGAUCCGAAUAUUUUAAACCCCGAUCUCGCGAAACUAGUGGCGGAAAAGCUCCGGCAGUCGAUAAACGCCGCCUACGGCGCCAUUGUUAAUAGCUUCGAUGAGCUGGAGCCGGAUUAUGUUAAAGAGUAUAAGAAAAUGUACGGAGGGAGAGUGUGGUGCGUGGGCCCCGUGUCGUUAUGCAAUCAAGAGUAUGAAGACCAGGCGCUGAGAGGUGCCACGUCGGCAGCCGAGAAGAAGAUUGACGAGCAACAAGAGCGUUUGAUGAAGUGGCUGGACUUGCAGGAGGCAGGGUCGACGAUAUAUGUUAGCCUGGGAAGUUUGGCUAGGCUGACGCCACGUCAGAUGACGGAACUGGCUGUAGGUUUGGAGUCGUCAAAACGGCCGUUUAUUUGGGUGUUGGGGAAGAAAGACAUGCAUCUUGAUGCGUUUGAGGAUUGGAACGUGAGCACCGGGUUCGAGGAAAGGAACAAAGGGAGAGGGGUGCUGAUCCGGGAGUGGGCUCCGCAGGUGCUCAUCCUGUCACACCCCUCGGUUGGAGGAUUCUUGACACACUGUGGGUGGAAUUCGACACUGGAAGCUAUCUCUCUCGGGGUACCAAUGCUGACAUGGCCACUGUUCGCGGAACAGUUUUUGAACGAGAAGCUGGUGGUGGAAGUGCUCGGAAUUGGGGUGAGCCUAGGGUUGAAGGUGUCAGUUAACUGGGAUGGCAGUGAAGACAAGGGGAACAUAGUAGUGGUGAAGAGUGAGGAGAUCAAGGAAGGCAUAGAUAAGCUAAUGGAUAAAGAAGCAGGGAAAGAGAGGAGGAGGAAAGUGAAAGAGUUGGGAGAAAAAGCUAAGAAGGCAGUCCAAAAAGGUGGUUCCUCUCAGUGCAACUUGAUGGCUUUAAUCCAAGCAGUUGCCACGUUUGGCGCUACAAAGCUAUGAAACUCUCAUCAUUAUCAUGUAUCAUUGUGCAACAAAUUUAAGGGGCUAGAUUCAUGCUUUAGAAUUCUCAAUUUCAUCAAUAAAUUAAAUAUUCUUCAUGCCCAUGCAGUGCAGGAAAAUGUUAUCCAUCAAUAUGAAUGUUUUAUUUGCUUUAGUGUAUUA